AUGGACGAGCGGCUGCGGGAGCUGCGCCUGCGGGAGGAGCGGGCCUUCCUGCGGAGCGUGGCGCAGGGCGGCCGCCCGCCCCAGCCGGGCGAGGGCUCGCCGCCCCACGGGACCGGCACCGGCUGCCCGGCGCCGCCGCCGCCGCCCGCCCCGGCACAGCCCGUCUCGGUGGGCGCCGGGCAGCGGGAGCCCCCGGCGCCGCGGCGCGACUCCACGGAGGAGCCCUGCGGCCGGCGGGGCAGCCGGGCGCAGCCCAUCGUCCCCGAGCCCCUCGCCACCGACGCCGAGCUCUGGGCGCCCGCGGCGCCUGCCUCACCCAGGGACCGCAGCCUCAUCGCCGAGGCGGUGGGCCGCAGCGCCUUCCUGCGGCGCCUGGGCCAGGGCUGCCCGCAGGCGCUGGCGCAGAGCUUCGCGCCGGUGCGGCACGGCCCCGGCGACACCGUGCUGGCCGAGGGCGACGAGGGCACCGCCAUGUACAUCGUCGCAGAGGGGCAGCUCAGCGUGAGCCAGCGCGGGCGGCCGCUGCGCACGCUGGGGCCCGGCGACGUCUUCGGCGAGCUCGCCAUCCUCUACCACUGCAAGCGCACGGCCACCGUGCGGGCGCUCAGCGCCGUGCGCCUCUGGGCCAUCGACCGGCAGCGGUACCGCGCCAUCGCCACCAGCAACGCCAAGCAGCGGCGCGCCGAGAUCCUGCGCUGCCUGCGAGCGGUGCGCUGGCUGCAGGGCCUCUCUGACACCCACCUCUCCAAGCUGCUCGACGCCAUGGAGGAGCGCACCUUCGCGCCCGGCCACGUCAUCAUCCGCGAAGGGGACGAGGGGCAGAACUUCUACAUCGUCCUGCAGGGAGAGGUGCGGGUGAGCCGGGAGGUGGACGGGAAGGAGACGGUGAUCCGGGUCCUGGGCGCCGGCGAGCACUUUGGGGAGAUCUCCCUGCUGCGGAACGUCCGCCGGACGGCGUCGUGCCAGGCGCAGGGCGAGGUCACCUGCAUCACGGUGGCCAAGGAGGACUUCCUGGAGAUCAGCCCCUUCUGCCCCAGGCAGCACUCGGAGCCAGAGGCAUCGGGCACGGAGGGGCCGGAACCAGUGGAUCCCGAGCAGGCCCCGGCGUGCCCGGGCCCGGCGCAGCCGCCCGCCCCGGCGCGGCUGCAGGAGCUGGUGCCCGUGCGCUACGAGGACGGGCCGCAGCGGGGCUGCAACGUCGUCCUGGGCACCGGCGGCUUCGGCCGAGUCGAGCUGGUGCGGUGUGGGGAGCGGCUGUUCGCGCUGAAGCGGAUCCGCAAGGACUGGGUGGUGCGGACGCGGCAGCAGGAGCACGUGCGCACCGAGAGGCAGGUGCUGGCGCAGAGCCGGAGCCCCUUCGUCGUGGGGUUCUUCGGCUCCUUCCGGGACGGGCAGUACGUCUACCUGCUGCUGGAGUUCUGCCAGGGCGGCGAGCUGUGGACCAAGCUGCGCGAGGUGCGCUGCUUCGAGGAGCCCACGGCGGUGUUCUGCUCCGCCUGCGUGGUGGAGGCCCUCGAGUACCUGCACGGCCACGGGAUCGUCUACCGCGACCUCAAGCCCGAGAACCUCAUGCUGGACCAGCAGGGCUACGUCAAGCUGGUGGACUUCGGCUUCGCCAAGGUGCUGGCGCGCGGGGAGAAGACCUACUCGCUCUGCGGGACCCCCGAGUACCUGGCGCCGGAGAUCCUGCGCCAGGAGGGCCACGACUUCGCCGUGGACUUCUGGAUGCUGGGGAUCCUCAUCUUUGAGAUGCUGGUGGGCAGGCCCCCCUUCCACAGCGCGGAGCCCCAGAAGAUCUACAGCCGCAUCCUGGACGGCGUCUUCUCCUUCCCCGCCUUCCUGAGCGAGGCCGCCUGCUCCCUCAUCACCAAGCUGUGCAGGCGGCGCCCGGGGCAGCGCCUGGGGAACACGGCCAGCGGCAUCCGCGGCAUCAAGAAGCACAGGUGGUUCGCGGCGCUCAAGUGGAAGAAGCUGCUGCAGCGGCAGCUCCCGGCGCCCACCCGGGCGCUCCUCAAGCAGGGUCCCCCCUACGCCAACUUCAAGCGGGUCUCGGCCGAGUGGGCGCCGGCGCAGGACGAGCUCUCGGGCUGGGACGAGGAUUUCUGA
Messenger RNA from Rhea pennata, 2106 nucleotides. RefSeq names its product cGMP-dependent protein kinase 1-like. Gene Ontology annotation, biological process: protein phosphorylation. Gene Ontology annotation, molecular function: cGMP-dependent protein kinase activity; ATP binding. The transcript is spliced from 19 exons. Bases 1 to 2106 code for a protein of 701 amino acids. NCBI's taxonomy places the organism in Eukaryota, Metazoa, Chordata, Aves, Rheiformes, Rheidae. The record is from RefSeq and is a predicted model, not a curated record.